AUGUCCCGAUCCGCCGCAGACGCAACGCGGUUCACGGCCACCGGCCCCUACGCCAACUCCAAGACCGGCGGCGCGUUCCAAGCGCCCGAUUUCGGCAAAAAGUCCACCAAGAAGUCAUCACCACAACAGCUUGGUCCGAAUGGCCAGCCGGAGACACCGAAGGAGAAGGUCGAGCGAUUGCGAGCGCAGGCACGGGCUGCUCGGCAGGCACAGGCUGCUGGAAGUGGUGCUGAUCGGUGGAUUGAGACUGGGCGGAGAUUUGCGAAUAAAGCUCACAAGGGAAUGGUUUACUCAUUGAUCGCCGCGUCGGGUGUAUGCGGUGUUCUUACAGUCUACUCGAUGAUCUCGCUCACGCUCUAUAACCGCCGCCAGCGCACACUCUGGAUCGAAAAGGAACUCGAAACUUUGAAGCAGGCUGAGAUUGCCCAUGCCAAUGGCACCGCCACUGUCGAGCAGGAGGAGCUUUUGAAGAAGGAGAAGAUCGGCGAGAUUAUCAAGCAGAAGCGCGCGGAAGAGAAGGCACAGAAGCCCUGGGCCAAGGCAAAGCGGUUCCUCUACGAGAAGCUGAAUAUGGAAGACACCGGCGCCUCUGCUGCGCCGGCUUUGGCUGUGGAGGGCGCUGGGCAGAACCAGGGCAGCGUUAUGGAGGCCGUGCAGGCCCAGAAGGCUAUGGAUGUUGCUUCAGCGAAGACGGGCGCUCCAUUGCCCGGUCAAUUGGAUGUCUUGGCUGAGAACGUGGAACAGGCUGCGAAGUCCACGACAAAGAGCUGGACUAGCUGGGUGACGGGGCGGUAG
This is a messenger RNA of Penicillium bovifimosum, 795 nucleotides long. Its product is annotated as cytochrome c oxidase assembly protein COX14. Lineage: Eukaryota; Fungi; Ascomycota; Eurotiomycetes; Eurotiales; Aspergillaceae. The transcript has 2 exons. The coding region runs from base 1 to 795 and encodes 264 amino acids. The record is from RefSeq and is a predicted model, not a curated record.